AUGCUCACAUCAACGUUUCUCACGGCUCUGACAACAGCCGCUGUCGCCUCUGCUCACAUUGUCAUCACAUAUCCAGGAUGGAGAGGCAACAACCUCAUCACCAACAAAACUUUCCCAUACGGCAUGCAAUGGAUGUAUCCAUGUGGCGGCAUGGAAGUAACAACAAACCGAACCUACUGGUCAACAAAAGGCGGCGCCAUCGCCUUCCAACCCGGCUGGUUCCAAGGCCACGCAACAGCAAUGGUCUACGUCAACAUGGGUUUCGGUACUGAAGGCCCCGAUGAUGGACCACCGGGCGGUCCCCCCAACAUGUCUUUCCCCAUGGUUCCCCCCUUCCAACUCCUCGGCCCAUCAAAGAACCCGUAUCCCGGCACCGUCUGCCUCCCUCAAGUACCACUGCCAGUGAACGCGACGGUCAAGGCUGGCGACAAUGCCACAAUUCAGGUUGUUGAGUUGGCCGUACAUGGCGCUGCUCUCUACUCGUGCGUCGACAUCACAUUUGUCGAACCAGGCGAUUCGAGACUGGCCGAGGUUAACGAGACCAACUGCUUCAACAGCACCGACAUCGGCGUCGCGGACGUGUACACCCUCACCCUUCGUGCUUCCGGACAAGGAGCGGUCAACCUCACCAGCGACGCGGCACGAUCUAUGACUAUCAGCGGCUCAACUCUUGCAUGGCUCGGCUACGUCCCACUCGCUCUCGGUGGUUUGUGGGCGCUGCUAUGA
Messenger RNA from Podospora anserina S mat+, 726 nucleotides. RefSeq lists its product as uncharacterized. The record is from RefSeq and is a predicted model, not a curated record. The coding region runs from base 1 to 726 and encodes 241 amino acids. The transcript is spliced from 3 exons. NCBI's taxonomy places the organism in Eukaryota, Fungi, Ascomycota, Sordariomycetes, Sordariales, Podosporaceae.